Messenger RNA from Zonotrichia leucophrys gambelii, 2665 nucleotides. It is a transcript of the gene CDK18, whose product is annotated as cyclin dependent kinase 18. Gene Ontology annotation, molecular function: cyclin-dependent protein serine/threonine kinase activity; ATP binding. Gene Ontology annotation, cellular component: nucleus; cytoplasm. Gene Ontology annotation, biological process: protein phosphorylation. The transcript has 14 exons. Bases 736 to 2178 code for a protein of 480 amino acids. NCBI's taxonomy places the organism in Eukaryota, Metazoa, Chordata, Aves, Passeriformes, Passerellidae. The record is from RefSeq and is a predicted model, not a curated record.
UGGCGCCGCGCCCGCACCGCGCCCCGACUGCCCGGGCUCCGCUACCGGCACCGGCACCGCUCCAAUUCCCCGGUACCGGCACCGCUCCUACUGCCCGUGUUCCGGCACCAGCACCGGCACCGCUUUGAUUCCCCUGGCACCGGCACCGCUUUGCUUCCCCUGGCACCGGCCCCGGCAACCCCGGUACCGGCACCGGCUGCGCUCCGACUGCCCGGGCCCCGCUACCGGCACCGCUCCCAAUUCCCCCUCCACCGGCACCGGGACCCUCCAACCCUUUUCCUGCUCCGGCACCGCUCCCACUUGCCCUGCUCGAUACCGGCACCGGCACCGCUCCAAUUCCCCCGGUACCAGCACCGGCACCGCUCCCGUUCCCCCGGCACCGCUCCAACUCCGCGGCACCGCUCCCAUUCCAUCGGCACCGGGACCGCUCCAACCCUUUUCCUGCUCCGGCACCAGCACCGGCUCCUCUCCAGCUCUCCCGGACCGCUCCAAGCCUCUCCUGCUCCGGUACCGCCUCCAGCAUCCGCCCCGCUCCGGUGCCGGUGCCGCUCCAGCCGCUCUCCGGUGCCGGCCCCGCUCCGCUCGCAGCCCGGCCCCGUUCCCGGAGCGGCCCCGCGGCUCCCGCAGCACCGCCCCUGCUCUGCCCCGCAGGAAGGAGGAAGGGACACGGCAGGAGGGAGGGAGAGCGACCGGCUCGGCGCCCGGGCUCUGCCGUCCCUGGCAGCUCGAGGGAAGAUGAACAAGAUGAAAAACUUCAAGAGGAGAUUUUCGCUCUCAGUGCCACGCACGGAGACCAUCGAGGAGUCCCUGACGGAGUUCACGGAGCAGUUCAACCAGCUCAACAACCAGAGGAACGAAGACCUGGCCCAGGGGCACCUGCAGCUGGCACAGCUGGGCAGGGAGGUGGCAGCUGAUGGCAGCCCCGUGUCCCCAGCCGAGGGACAGGGCCGGUCCCCGGUGGGCGCCGUGCGGUACCGCAACCACGGGCAGCGCCGCUGCUCCAUGGAGGACGUCAGCAGGCGCCUCUCGCUGCCCAUGGACAUCCGGCUGCCGCCCGAGUUCCUGCAGAAGCUGCAGAUGGAGAGCCUGGAGCUGCCCAAGCCCCUGAGCAGGAUGUCCCGCCGCGCCUCCCUCUCAGAUAUUGGCUUUGGGAAGCAGGAAACCUACAUUAAACUGGACAAACUGGGAGAGGGCACCUACGCCACGGUGUUCAAGGGCCGCAGCAAGCUGACGGAGAACCUGGUGGCGCUGAAGGAAAUCCGCCUGGAGCACGACGAGGGCGCUCCCUGCACGGCCAUCCGGGAAGUGUCCCUGCUCAAGAACCUCAAGCACGCCAACAUCGUCACCCUGCACGACAUCAUCCACACCGAGCGCUGCCUCACCCUCGUCUUCGAGUACCUGGACAACGACCUCAAGCAGUACCUGGAGAACUGCGGGAACCUGAUGAGCGUGCACAACGUGAAGAUCUUCAUGUUCCAGCUGCUCCGUGGCCUGGCUUAUUGCCACGGCAGGAAAAUCCUGCACCGAGACCUCAAACCCCAGAACCUGCUCAUCAACGAGCGGGGCGAGCUCAAGCUGGCUGAUUUUGGGUUAGCCAGGGCCAAGUCUGUCCCCACAAAAACCUACUCCAACGAGGUGGUGACGCUCUGGUACCGGCCCCCCGAUGUCCUGCUGGGCUCCACCGAGUACUCCACGCCCAUCGACAUGUGGGGCGUCGGCUGCAUCCACUACGAGAUGGUGACGGGCCGGCCGAUGUUCCCGGGCUCCACGGUGAAGGAGGAGCUGCACCUCAUCUUCCGCCUGCUGGGUGAGCGCCGAGCCCGCUCCCCGCGCGGGGGCACUGCCGGCCCGGGAACGGGAACCGGAAUGGGAACGGGAACCGCACCGGGAACGGGAACGGGAACGGGAACCGCACCGGGAACGGGAACGGGAGCGAGCGCCGUCAUUUCUGUUUUUCCCUGGGGCGUUGUGCAGUUCAGAGCCAAGGGCCGGAUCUCAGCCGAGGCCGCCCUGCAGCACCCCUACUUCAGGAGCCUGGGAGAGCGCGUGCACCUCCUGCCUGACACCGCCUCCAUCUUCUCCCUGAAGGAGAUCCAGCUGCAGAAGGACCCCGGGCACCGCAGCUCUGCCUUCCAGCACUCGGCCCGCGGCAAGAACAGGAGGCAGAGCAUCUUCUGAACUGGGAUUUGGCGUCGCCCCGGUUGCCAUGGAAACGGAAACGCUGGGAAAGGAGCGGCUCCCAAACCCCCAAAACCCCGGGAGCGGCUCCCAAACCCCCCUGCAUUGUCCCCAAACCUGGGACAAUGUGUCCCCCACUUUGUUUGGGGGUGUCCCCACUGAGAGCAGCCCCAGGGAGGAGAUGCCGACGCCUGCCAUGGCCUGGGAGGGUUUUGGGGUGGGGAUUUGUGGGGUUUGGGGGGGGUCAAAUUGGAGAUUUGUGAGGUUUGGGGGUCUCAGAGUGGAAAUUUGUGGGGUUUGGAGGUUCAGAGUGGGGAUUUGUGGGGUUUGGGAGGGUCAAAUUGGAGAUUUGUGAGGUUUGGGGGGCUCAGAGUGGGAAUUUGUGGGGUUUGGGAGGCUCAAAGUGGGGAUUUGGGGGCUCAGAGUGGGGAUUUGUGGGGUUUGGGAGGCUCAAAGUGGGGAUUUGGGGGCUUUGGGUAAGGAUUUG